AUGCAUCGACCGAUGGCUAAAGCAAAAGGAAUUACUUUCCAAUCACCUCGGUGCAAGGUAGCCCUUGUCUCCAAGAAGAUGGGACUCGACAGUGAUGGCCGCCAUUUCCUGUCCAGCACUGGCAUUGUAUUUGACUCUGGGACUCCACCCAAAAAGCGCAAGCUUUUAUCGAUUGAUGAUGAGUCGCUCCCCGAGGCGGGGCCCUCAUCGGCACUGACUGAUGGUCCCGAUGUCGCGAUGAAUGACAUUGCUUCUGCUGAGGCGGAAGCUAUGGAGGAUCGUGUCAAGAAUGGUGUCUCCAGGAAGCUCAUGCGAACAUCCCCAGCCUCUGUGUGUAUGGGGCACCCUCAGCGACACGAUGCCGAGACUGCUUCCAGUCCGCUGCACUCUGUGCGGAGUGUAUCGUGCACUUCAGGGUACCCUUUAUCCCUAGCUCUUAGCAACAAGAUCUUCUAUAGGCAUUCUGUGGCAUUGCCCAGGGCAUAG
This is a messenger RNA of Sparassis crispa, 486 nucleotides long. RefSeq lists its product as hypothetical. NCBI's taxonomy places the organism in Eukaryota, Fungi, Basidiomycota, Agaricomycetes, Polyporales, Sparassidaceae. The record is from RefSeq and is a predicted model, not a curated record. The coding region runs from base 1 to 486 and encodes 161 amino acids. The transcript is spliced from 4 exons.